Molecule: messenger RNA, 2168 nt
Organism: Ipomoea nil (Japanese morning glory)
Lineage: Eukaryota; Viridiplantae; Streptophyta; Magnoliopsida; Solanales; Convolvulaceae
Product: cyclin-D1-1-like
Exons: 6
Coding region: 211-1212 (333 amino acids)
Biological process (GO): regulation of cyclin-dependent protein serine/threonine kinase activity; mitotic cell cycle phase transition
Cellular component (GO): cytoplasm; cyclin-dependent protein kinase holoenzyme complex; nucleus
Molecular function (GO): cyclin-dependent protein serine/threonine kinase regulator activity
Source: RefSeq, a predicted model, not a curated record
UAUGGUUGGAAAUAUCGUCAGAAAGAAGUUGCUAGUUUAGCCACCAUCAAACCCCGCCAAAUCCUAACGCGGCGAAUCCCUCCUCCAUAUCAAACGUUCGCGGGAAAUUUUCCGACCAAUCUCCGGUGAUAAUUUUGGUUCGAGUCGUCUCGAAGGCGACGAUUAGUGAAUGAUUAGCAGAGUCGGCGCGCAUACUCUGAUCCGAUCAUCAUGUCAAUCUCGUGCUCCGAUUGCUUCUCCGACCUACUCUGUCGUGAGGACUCCGACGUCGUAAUCACCGGAGACGGUGAGAACUCGCCGGAAUGCUCCACAUCGGAAUAUGAGUCUCUUCCUCCUACGGCGGAGCUCGAUGAAUCCAUCGCCGGCCUUAUCGAGAACGAGCAGAAUUUCGUCCCCGGGAUCGACUACGUCGAGCGCUUCCAAUCUCAACCGCUCGACGCCGCCGCGAGAGAAGAUGCUAUUGCUUGGAUUCUCAAGGUUCACCGUUAUUACGGCUUCCAGCCACUCACGGCGUAUCUCGCCGUCAAUUACUUUGACCGUUUCCUCAACCAUCAUCGUUUGCCGCAAACCAAGGGAUGGGCUAUUCAAUUGUUGUCCGUUGCUUGCUUAUCUUUAGCUGCUAAGAUGGAGGAACCUCUAGUUCCCCUGCUUUUAGACCUUCAGGUUGACGGUGCAAAAUACAUAUUUGAAGCGAAGACAGUCCGUAGAAUGGAGCUUCAUGUGCUGAGUGUAUUGAAUUGGAGGCUACGAUCAAUUACACCCUUUUGCUUUCUUGACUUCUUCGCCUGCAAAAUUGAUUCAAUUGGGACUUUUAAACGCUCCCUUAUCUCAAGGGCCACAAACAUUAUUUUAUCAAAUAUCCAAGAGGCAUGCUUGGUGGAGUACAGGCCAUCAUGUAUAGCUGCAGCGGCCACCCUUUGUGCAGCCAAUGACUUGCCAGAUUUCUCUAGUGUCAACGCUGAACAUGCUGUGUCUUGGUGCAAUGGACUUCCCAAAGAAGAUAUCAUCAACUGCUACCAAUUAAUGCAAAAAUGCGCCAUUGACAUUAGGCCAAGGAGAUUCCCUAAGGUGUUACCAAAGGUCAGAGUCAUGGCUCGUGCGAGUGUUGCAUGUCCUGACUUGUCAUCUUCGCCGUCAUUUUCAACGUAUGAUAAACGAAGAAAAUUGGGUGACAGUUUGUGGACUAAUGACGAUAGAGAAAGUUCGGGAUAAGAAGAAAGUAAAAUUGGACUUAAGGUCUAUAAUCCUAAAUACUUUUUUAGUGGUGGGGGGUGGGUUGAUGAUAGAAGUUUGACAAGAGUGAUAAUGUAGAUUACUACAUAGUGGCCGGUAUACAUAUAUAAUAAUGGGGAGUAUUUACGGUACCCUAUAACGCUAAGUAGGAUUUUUAUUUUUCUAUAAUAAUAUAAUAAGUAUUUAUUUGGAUUUUUUUUAAUGGUGUGCAGAUUCCCGAGGGAAGGGGGUUGGUACAUAGUGUUAUUUUUUGUGUGAGAAAAGUGGGAGGGGAGAUUGUUUUAUUUAAUAAUAAUAAUAAUAUAUGUAACCACUAUACAUUAUUAUUAGUGGGGAGUGAUGGAGUGUGUGAAGUGGGAAUUGAAGUGAUUGAGUUGAUGAAUUCAAAGGGAGCAUUGAUUGUUGAAUGAAGGUAUGAAAUUAAGGAGGAGAAGGUGGGGACCGGUUGAGAAAAACCAAUGGAGAAUAAUGGUGGAAAGGUGAUGAGAAAAUCAAUUGAGUUUGGCAAUAUCAAAUCAUGAAUUGAUUCACAUCUUGAAGUAUGGUUUUUGAAGAUUGAAUCAAUCAUGGCUGCCUUCAACUUCUCGUCCCAGGGUAAGGUUCACAGACCAUUUAUUCUGUACAUCCUAAUCGUUCUCGACUUCUCUCAGACAUGACAAAUAUAAAAUAAGAGAUGAUUCGUUUUGGUGACGGUGACCGAUGGUUUUAUAUGUGCUCUAUCCCUUUUUUUCCUUUGUCCUAACCAUAUAGGGAUAUAUACUGGAGAUUUUUUUUUUUUUUUUUUUGGGUUUUAAUUUAAUUUUUCUUUAUUUGAGUGGUUUUCGUACCUUUGAUGGCCUACAUUAGGCCUAAACAUAUGUAUACAGUGGGUCUUUGGGGCCUUUUUUAACGCGUGAUGUAUCUUGAUUUAUGAAAGCAAAUUAUUUUUGGGGUUA